Molecule: messenger RNA, 1986 nt
Organism: Cryptomeria japonica (Japanese cedar)
Lineage: Eukaryota; Viridiplantae; Streptophyta; Pinopsida; Cupressales; Cupressaceae
Product: G-type lectin S-receptor-like serine/threonine-protein kinase At2g19130
Exons: 4
Coding region: 1-1986 (661 amino acids)
Biological process (GO): protein phosphorylation; recognition of pollen
Molecular function (GO): protein kinase activity; ATP binding
Source: RefSeq, a predicted model, not a curated record
AUGUAUGUCGAUGCAUGUCGUUGCCUAGAAGUUCUCUCCGUCGCCAACAAUUUAGAGAUAGGAAACAGGGCAAAAUUAUGCUUUACUCUUUUCUUGGCAGUUACAGUGUUUUGUCAUUUGAAGAGUUAUGGUGCUGCAGUCGAGGCUGGAGAUACUCUUUCGUUGGGUGCUUCGCUUGCUGGAAACCAGACAAUAAUUUCCCAGAAUGGCACAUUUGAGUUGGGAUUCUUCAGCUCAAAUGGAAGCAACUGGUAUAUUGGCAUCUGGUAUGCCAAAAUACCAGAGAAGACGAUUGUUUGGGUGGCAAACAGGGAGACUCCAGCCAGAAACAGGUCUGGUGUUUUGAAGCUGUCAAGAGAAGGUAAUCUGGUACUGUUCGAUGCAGAGGGCGCUUCUAUUUGGUCUGUCAACAUGUCGAAGAAGGCCUCCCGGGCUGUGAUAUUGGAUUCUGGUAAUUUUUUAAUGCAGAGCGGUAAUAAUAAAUCUGAAACUGUUUGGCAGAGUUUCGACAAUCCUGUAAAUGCAGUAUUGCCAGGGAUGAGGUUUGGUGGACAGCAAAAGCUAGUUUCUUGGAAAAACUCACUGGAUCCCACUCCUGGGCUUUUCUCCUUGCAUGUGGAUCCAUCUGGGGCCAAACAAUUCGUGCUGACAUGGAACAAUUCUGUACAGUAUUGGGAGACUGGAACUUGGGACGACAAAAUUUUCAGUGGAUGUCCAGGCCUGAACAAGAGCUUUCAUAUGAUUGUUGAAAGUAGUAGCUCUGGUUUGUAUUUCAGUUAUACAUUGAAGCCUGAAUACACUGUGCUCUCACGUUACGUCCUAACAAAGUUCGGAGGAAUGCAAAUCAAUGCUUUUGUUGAUGGCAGUAAAUGGAACACGUACUGGUCUCAGCCCGGAGACGCAUGCGCCGUAUAUGAUCUUUGUGGUGCUUAUGGAACCUGCAACUCCAACUCAGACAAUGGCGCGUGGGAUUCACAAGACUGGGGGUCCAGUGGCUGUGUUCGACAGAGCCCUCAGCCGUCAGGGCCCUGCCAAAGCUGGUCCGGAGAUUCGCUGAACAUGCGCAACUCUCCUCCGUCGGAAAGCAGUUCAAAUGUCUCCAUCCGAGUAGGAGCCUCCGAACCUCCAACGAAACGCAAAACCUCUAGCAUUGUGGGCACAGUGCUUCGUAUUGUUGGUGCUCUCACUGUUGCUUUGGGUAUCUUUUCAGUUUUCAUCUGGCGAAGGCAUCAGCUACGACCGAAGGACAGGAAUUUCAAGUCUGAGUUGGGGAGACGAGGAUUUGGCUCGGUGAUCAAAGGAUCUCUACCAGAUGGUACAGUGGUUGCCGUAAAGAAAAUGAAGUGUUCACGACAAGAUGAAAAGCAAUUCCGAGCAGAAAUCAGUUCUCUUGGCAACAUACAACAUGCCAAUUUGGUCAGGCUACGAGGGUUUUGUGCAGAAGGAUCAGGACGGUUACUGGUUUAUGAUUACGUGCCCAAGGGUUCUCUGAAUUCUAUACUGUUCACCGGUAGUUCCAAAAGUAAACGGGAGGUAGUCGACUGGAAGACCCGAUUUGAGAUCGCACUAGGCACUGCAAGAGGGUUACUUUAUCUCCAUGAAGAAUGCCGAGAUCACAUCAUUCACUGCGAUGUUAAGCCGGAAAACAUUCUGCUGGAUGGUGAUUUGUCACCUAAAUUGGUCGAUUUUGGGCUGGCAAAGCUUGUGGGUAGAGAUUUUAGUCAUGUGCCGACCACUACAAGGGGAACGAGAGGAUACUUGGCUUCAGAGUGGAUCUCCGGUCUUCCCAUCACUCCCAAGGUUGACGUCUACAGUUUUGGUAUGACACUCUUGGAAAUCAUUUCGGGGCGAAGAAAUCUGGACUUAAAAGUGCAAGAUUCAAGUUUGUUUUACUUUCCCCCAUGGCCUGCAACUCAAAUUCAGCAGGGGAACACAAUGAACAUGUGGAGGAGGGUGUUGCAGAGGAGGCAAACAUGGAAGAGGUGA